AUGGAAUUAGUUUGUGAAUUUAGAUAUUCGUAUAGCGAUGCAAUUGAGAGAAUAAAUUACACGAGUUGUAUUUAUACAUCUUCAAUAACGCAGCCAAACACGAUCAUUCAAAAAAUUAAUGGAAAACAUUUGGAUGGAAAAAGUGACAAAGAUGUCGAAGGGAUUUGUUUUACGAACACAACGGUCAACUACUUCCCUCAAGGAUUGAACAAAAUUUUUCCUAAUUUGAAAACUGUUCAAGUUCAUAAUUGUGGAUUGAAAUCAAUAACACGAAGAGAUUUGAUAGGACUAGAAAAUAUUCAAGAACUAUCGUGUUAUCACAACAAAAUCACUUCACUUCCAGAUAAUCUGUUUAGAAAUAUGAAGAAACUUAUUGACAUUUCAUUCUUCGACAAUGAAUUGCAUUGCAUGUCUUCAGAACUUCUCAUGCCAAUAUUGAAAAAUGAUUUAAAAUUCGUAGACUUUCGUGAGAAUCGUUCCAUUGAUGUUGCUUAUUGUCACUCAAUUUUUAAGCAAGAUGUAUAUGGAAAUAAAAUUGAUUCUAUAUACAAUUUGAUGGCAAUGAUUGAUGAGAAAUGUGAUGAACCAAUGAAGGAUGAACAGGCACAAACAAACACACAACAGAAGGAUUAUAAAACUGAAGAUUUCAAGGAAUUUUGGACGACUGGACGUUUCUCGGACAUCACGAUUGUCACUGACACUGAAAAAUUCAAAGUACACAAAGUUGUCUUAGCUGUUCAGAGUUCAGUUUUCACUUCAAUUUUUGAAGAUAAGAUGAAAGAUCGACCAUCUGAUGAAUUUAAAAUGAAAAACAUAAAUUCAGAAGUUGUGAAGAUUUUUCUGAAAUUCUUCUACACAGAUGAAGUCAAAAAAGAAGAAAAUUCAAAUCUGCCGGAACUUUUCUCUCUCGCAACAAAGUUCAAAGUGGAGAAUUUAAUGUCAGUUGUUGAGAAGAUGAUCAUCAAUAAUCUAAACGUUGACAAUGCCAUUGAAAUAUUUGAACUUGCGUGUCGCUUUAAUUGUGAUGGGAUGAAAACUUCGGCAUUUAAAGUCAUUCAAUCGAUGAUUGAUAAACCAUUGAAAGACGAUCUGAUCAACCAACCAGAAGUUUUAAAAGAACUUGUUGAAGCUAAAAGAAAAUUUGAUUCUAUGGUGAAAAAAUACGAAAAUCUUUGA
Molecule: messenger RNA, 1176 nt
Organism: Clunio marinus
Lineage: Eukaryota; Metazoa; Arthropoda; Insecta; Diptera; Chironomidae
Source: the annotation of a GenBank genome assembly